AUGCCAGUGGCUCGCGGUGACUGUGGGUCCCCACCUCGCAUGACCCACUCCAGACCAUCCAGCGACGAGCACGCCAGCAGCUUCCCCGUUGGAUCCAGGGUGACGUACACAUGCAUUGAAGGCGCCAUCAAAAUUCCCGGGAGGUCGGACACGGUGGAGUGCCUGCCCGGCGCACGCUGGUCAAAACUGCCCGAGCCCUGCAGCCGGAGCUGUGCUGCCCCGACAAGGUUGCGGUUUGCUGCCCUGUCCAAGGCGGACGAGAGGAUUAAUUUCUUUCCUGUUGGGACCAACGUGAGCUACGUCUGCCGCCCUGGCUACGAGAACACCUCGGAAAGUUCCCCCACCAGCACUUGCCUUGAAAACCUGGCGUGGUCGGAAGCUGCUGAGCUGUGCAGGAGGAGAUCCUGCGGCGACCCCGGAGCGCUGCCCGGGGGCAGGGUGGUCGCUCUCACAGACCUGCAGUUCGGUGCAAGAAUGAACGUGUUCUGCGAAGACGGCAACGGAAAGCACAAUGGUGAAGGUGUAGAAAAAUUUGCUUAUAACUCAACAGUGACUUACAGCUGUGACUCUGGCUUCCAGCUCGUUGGAAAUGUGAGCAUCCAUUGUACGAGUACGGACAAAACAAACGGAGUCUGGAGCGGAACUGCACCUGAAUGCAAAGAGAAAAGCACACCUGUCAAACUUAGAGCGAAAGAAAUGGAAAGGAGUCCUCCUUCCCAACCACUUCUUCAGGAGAUCGUGUCAAAGCAGCAGCUUGACACACGAUCUAAUGUGUGA
Aptenodytes forsteri (emperor penguin) is the source of this 777-nucleotide messenger RNA. It is a transcript of the gene CD55, whose product is annotated as CD55 molecule (Cromer blood group). NCBI's taxonomy places the organism in Eukaryota, Metazoa, Chordata, Aves, Sphenisciformes, Spheniscidae. The record is from RefSeq and is a predicted model, not a curated record. The transcript has 7 exons. Bases 1 to 777 code for a protein of 258 amino acids.